Lithohypha guttulata is the source of this 1131-nucleotide messenger RNA. RefSeq lists its product as uncharacterized. The record is from RefSeq and is a predicted model, not a curated record. The coding region runs from base 1 to 1131 and encodes 376 amino acids. The transcript has a single exon. Lineage: Eukaryota; Fungi; Ascomycota; Eurotiomycetes; Chaetothyriales; Trichomeriaceae.
AUGAAGUCAUUCGCUUAUCCAGCCCUUGCUUUUGCUUCUUUACUCUCCGUCACAUCAGCACACACUCGCUUCACGACCUUGCACAUCAAUGGUCGAUCUCAGGGCGAUGGUGUCUGUAUCCGUCAAGACCAGAACCCUGGCACAACCACGAACUUCUUGCCUUCACUGACAGGCUCUGAGAUGGCAUGCGGCAUUGACGGCACAAUCCCAAAUCCUAGCAUCUGCUCUCUCAAUGCCGGCGAUCAGAUCUCUCUCGAACACCGAAUGUGGCCAGAUGCCUCUCAACCUGGUGCGAUCGAUGUCUCUCACAAAGGCAACACGGCCAUCUACAUGAAGAAGAUCAACAGCCAAUCUGACCAGGUGGCUGGAGGUGGUUGGUUCAAGAUAUACUGGGACGGUUAUGAUAGCACAACAGGACAAUGGGGUACAGACCACAUGAAUGCCAACAAUGGACUAGUGACAACCAAUGUACCCACUUAUCUCGCUGCCGGAUCAUAUCUCAUACGUUCUGAAGUGCUGGCACUGCAGAAUGUCGGAGAACCACAAUUCUAUGUUGGGUGUGCGCAGGUCCAGCUUUCUGGUUCAGGGUCUGCGGCGCCCUCGAAUACCACGACAAUUCCCGGCUAUAUCGACAUGUCGACGUCUGCAAUGAAUGUCAACAUCUAUGAAUCAUUCACCUUCACAGAAUACGGUCCUUCUGUUUAUGGUUCUGGAGGGAGCAGUGGUAAUGCCACAAGCAAAUCAUCCUCCGGUAGCAGCAGUGGCGUCAAUUCAGCGUUCGCAAGUGGCUCGAGCUCAACCGUGGGUACUGAUGUACUUGUGAAUUCCGAAUCUACAAGCACCAGCAAGACCAGCAAUAUGACCACUUCCACCGUCGAUACUUCUGACUCGAGCGCAAACUCAAAGGAACCCUCGUCUACGAGUGGCUGGACUGGUGAUUCUGGCGAUAGCUCUGAGGUUGAUGCCGAAGCGGACGAGGAGAGUACAAUCAAUGGGGGCGAUGAUGACAACGCUGAGAUCGCAGACGACAGCGACCAGAAUGGUUCUCAUGGUUGGCAUCAAUGGAGCAGAUGGAACGAUGUGAAGACGCGUGUAAGAAGGAGUAUUGCGGCACUGAACAUGCGAGUAUAG